AUGCCAGUAGAAGAUACUGAGGACCAGGUUCCUAUUUCCCUCUCCAACCCGGCGAGUGCUGCUCUCACCCCGGGAGGAAUGGAGGAGGAUGGGGCCAACAGAGGAACCGCUGGAUGCUCAAUCUCCAUCACUGGGACCAGCCAGGGGGACGCUGAGCAGCCAGCAAUKGCCUGCCCAGAUAGCACUGGAUCUGGGGAGGGCAGCAGUGCCAUUAAGAAGUCUGGAGCCCUGCUACACAUUGACCGUCAGCGUAUCCAGGCUGUGAGUCCAGCUCCGGGGGCUGCAGAGGCUGCAGGUCUGGGUGUCGCCGUGUACGACCAGGAUGUGUUGGAGCAGGGGGUCUUGCAGCAGGUGGACCAGGCCAUACACGAGGCAGCAGGCUGCAGCCAAGGCCGAGGCAGAGAAGGAGUACAGUCUGUACUGGACGAUGUCAGGUCAUGUAUGGCAGCUCUGAAGCACAUUAAUAAGAUCAUAGAACAGCUGACUCCCUACGCUAUCAGUAAAGACAUUAACAGGAAGAUGGAGUCUGUCAGACGGCAAGAAAGAGACAAGCCCGGCCCAUCUGCUCUGGGCAGUAUGCUGAUGCCGGCACAGGAGACGGAGUGGGAGGAGCUAAUCCGGACGGGUCACAUGACACCGUUAACGAGGGUCCCUCAGAAGGAGGAGAAGAAGGAACCACGCAAGUUCAUGUUGUCUGAAAACUCUGGCUUCGACGCUUACCUGGCGGACCAAGCUAAGAUGGCGGUGGACAGGAAGAGACCUGCACCCCUAAAGCAGAAGAAGAAGACUGCUGUGGCAAGGAAGGGAAAAAGACCAACGGAGCGGUGGGGUCACGCCGAUCCCAAGCCCAGGACGAAGCUUCAAGCUGGGGGAGAUGAGAUGGACAGCGAGGGGUCUGAGUACCUCCCCAGUGAUGAACUGAUGGACCCCGAGAGAGAAGAGAGGGAGGCCCGAGAUGAGGGCUGGGAGAGGAGGAUGAGGUUGAACUACUAUGAGUUAAAGCCCUACAGGAAGAAGAGUGAAAAAAAGGGGAAGAAAGGGGAAAAGGAGAGCGCGGGACGAGGAAGUUUACCCGACAGCUCAGAGGAAGACGAGGGUUCAGGGAAAAAGGGAAAAGAGAAGAUGAAGAAAGACGACGGAGAUGUGGAGUCCUAUAAACAGAGGAUACGGAGGUGGAGGCGGCUGCGGCUGAGAGAGAGGGAGGAGAAGAGGGAGAGAGGAGAGGAGGAGAGUGACCAGAGUGACGCUGAGUUUGAUGAAGGAUUCAAAGUGCCGGGAUUCCUCUGGAAUAAACUCUUCAAGUAAGUAACAAACAAAGUAACAGCUUUUCCCAAUUGUCACUGUAUUUUAGGAGUAGAGUAUAUUGGAGAAGAGAGGAGAGGAGGAGAGAGGAGUAGCUGUCUCUUAUACACAUCUAGAUGUGUAUAAGAGACAGGUCUAAGCUACAGCAAACUACGCACACGAGGGUCCAACUACAGGUACCAAGGACUAGGUCCUACAGUGAUAGUGUGUCCUACAGUCAUGCACCAGUGGGUCAGCGAGUUUCACACCUGGUGGCCCCCAUUCAGAGUGGCUGUCCUACACGACACGGGAUCCUUCACCCAAACAAAGGAGAAGUUGAUMUCAGAGAUGGCAGCAUGUCACGGCGUCUUGAUAACGUCGUAUUCAGCCGUGAGGAUCAUGCAGGAGACCCUGCAGAGAUACGACGGCUGGCACUACGUCAUACUGGACGAGGGACACAAGAUCCGCAACCCWCACGCUGGAAUUACCACUGCCUGCAAACAGUUCCGUACUCCUCAUAGGUUCAUUCUAUCUGGCAGUCCUAUGCAGAACAAUCUGAAGGAGCUGUGGAGUCUAUUUGACUUUGUCUUCCCUGGCAAACUGGGCACGCUGCCUAUUUUUAUGGAACAGUUCUCUGUACCCAUCACCAUGGGGGGCUACAGCAACGCUUCACCUGUAACAGACAAGGUCCAGACAGCGUAUAAGUGUGCGUGUGUUCUGAGGGAUACCAUUAACCCUUACCUGCUCAGACGGAUGAAGGCUGACGUGAAGGCCAACCUCUCUUUACCUGACAAGAAUGAACAGGUUUUGUUUGUCAGGCUAACAGAGGAGCAGCGCGAGGUGUAUCAGGGCUAUCUGGACUCCAAAGUGGUCUACCAAAUACUGAAUGGAGAUAUGCAGGUGUUCGCGGGCCUGAUAGCACUGCGUAAGAUGUGUAACCACCCGGACCUGUUCUCUGGGGGUCCCAAGAUCCUGAAGGGUAUACCAGAGGACCAACUGACUGACGAGGAACACUUUGGGCUUCUGGAAAGCGUUCCGGGGCAAGCCUUGAUUGUGGUGGAAGUACUGCUCGACUUUGGUUGUAAAGCAGGCAACACAGAGGUUCCUGCUGGUUCACAAGUCCAGACAGAGUGGGGGGGCGGGAGUCAACUGACCGGAGCUAACAGAGUCUAUCCUUAUGACCCGACUGCGAACCCGAGCACAGACACACAGGCCCGAGAGCGAGCUUGGAGGAUCGGUCAGAAAAAGGAGGUGACUGUCUAUAGGCUACUGACCGCUGGGACCAUUGAGGAGAAGAUCUACCACAGGCAAAUCUUCAAACACUUCCUGACCAACCGCGUUCUGAAGGACCCCAAACAGCGACGCUUCUUCAAGUCCAACGACGUCUACGAGCUGUUUACCUUAUCUAACCCUGACGGGACUCAGGGCACUGAGACCAGCGCUAUAUUUGCAGGUACGGGUUCUGAUGUCCAAGCUCCUAAGAAGCCAGUCAGACCAAGGUCUAACCAUAGACACUCUGUAACAAAUCACAAUGUUAGCUCCACUGGAGGUGGAGCCAUCCCUUCCCCAUCGCCCCGGCCUGGAGACAGGACCACCCCCCUUCGCAGUAACAUCUCGCUCAAUAAGAACAACAGGCUGACUGACAGCCAGGAAGCCAACCAGGGCGAGGCAGAUAUUCCUAUUGGACAGUCCCAGACAGAAUGUGACACACAGCAUUCUAGGGAGGAGGGAAGCAAUGCUCAUAUACUCACAGACCCAGACAGAGACCAAAACUCCGUUCUGCCCCACAAACACAGAGACUCACCCGUGACCAGCCCAAAUCCACACAAACAUUCACACACUGACUCCGUCAGUCCCAGCACACAGAAACACMGAGACAAACACAGUCCACACAAACACAGAGACUCUYAAGGACCCGGCUCCAGUCCCUACAAACACCGGGAGAAGAGGAAGCACUGUGACUCGACAGUAGAAGGACCUAAAAACAAACACGGGAAUCAGAAACGGGCCAAGGUCGAGGGUCAUCGCAUCUCCUACCUGGUGAAGAAGAGGAGCUACAAAGGACAAGAGGAGCGCGAGGGGCAGCCGGAAAAACGGGACCAGAGACAGAGCGACGACUAUGUACUGGCCAAACUCUUCAAGAAGUCGGGUAUCCACAGUGUGAUGCAGCAUGACUCCAUCAUGGAGGCAUCUAAUCCAGACUUUGUCCUGGUGGAAGCUGAAGCUAACAGAGUAGCUAAAGACGCUUUGAGAGCUCUGAAGGUCUCCAGACAACACUGUAGACUGCCCUACAACCAACCUGCCCCAGCUCCAGCCAGGAAGAGGUUUGGUCAGAAGAAGAAUCCUUUGCUGUCUGCUCCUCCUGCUACASCUGUCCCAGCUCAGGACAAAUGCAAGGACGCUGCCAUCAUCAAGAAAACCAUCGCUAGGAAACCCAUCCCGGGGGUUCACUUCAGUGGAGAAGGGGUAGAGGUGGGAGGCUCUUCCUCUACUACGGCCCCCCUCUCUUCCUCCACUCUACUGGCCCGCAUGAAAGCUAGGAACCACCUCAGCCUGCCCCAGAGAGAAGGGGAUGAAGGAGGAGAGGAAGAGGGGGGUGCGCGUACCCCCUCAGGCCCUCYUGCCCCCCCUACKGAACACGAUGAGCUCCURGUGGAGCUGAGAAACUUUGUGGCAUUCCAGGGAGCUGUGGAUGGACAGGCCAGCACCAAGGAGGUCCUGGACCACUUCACCCCCAGACUGACCCAGACCCAGACCCCUGUCUUCAGAGAACUACUCCGAAACAUCUGUAACUUCCACAGGGCAAAGGGGCAGGAGGGGACGUGGAGACUUAAACCUGACUACAGAUAAUGGGAGUAGGGAGAAGGGGAGAGGAGACUCACAUCUGACUACUUGCAGAGGAGGAGAAGUCUGGGUUKAUGGAGAGGAACUUGAGGCUCAAAAAAAACAUUUGACUGAGGGCGAGAAGAUGGGAAAGAGAGCACAGAGAGGGAGAAGGGGACCUGAGUUACUGUAGUAGUUGGGUUGAGGGGGUGCUAUUAAUGAAAAUGUCUUAUUAUUUUUGUUUGUUUUGUUGUUUACCUGGGAUCUACUUGAAUUCAGACAUUUUACAUGUAACUGACAUUGUAACUAGAAAUUGAUUGCUGUUAUUGUGGCAGCAGGAAAUUAUGCAGAUGUUUUUAAUUCAAAAUAAGAGUCCCCCUACAAAGACACRUUAAACUUGGAAUAUGCCGUACAACUGUUUUUCACAGUAUUGCAACCACCUUUUAAGAAAAUGUCUUGAUAAUUUGACGUACUUUUAUUUUUAACCCCAUAGAGACRAUUUUCACGUCUUAAUCYGCCGAUGUCGCACUUCCGCAUCUGCGGUGAAAGGUGGCAGAGCUAGAGCUGUGUUUGUCAGACUAUGAGACAUUCCAAAAUAUCGGUCUUCUCACGAAAAUGUCUGUAGCGUCCGAACGGCUUACAAACUGUUACCCCUAUAUGGAAAGAUGAAACUCACGAACACAAUGUUGUGCUCUACGACCCCCACAAGCGUUUUGGGACUCGUUUGAAGUCAGUACAGCUGAUCUGCCAACUUCUGUCUGAACAGUUUGUGCUACACGCUAAUAUCUCUCACGAACACGUACACUACCGUUCAAAAGUUUGGGGUCACUUAGAAAUGUCCUUGUUUUUGAAAGAAAAGC
Messenger RNA from Salvelinus sp. IW2-2015, 4964 nucleotides. Lineage: Eukaryota; Metazoa; Chordata; Actinopteri; Salmoniformes; Salmonidae. The record is from RefSeq and is a predicted model, not a curated record.